Molecule: messenger RNA, 2382 nt
Organism: Miscanthus lutarioriparius
Lineage: Eukaryota; Viridiplantae; Streptophyta; Magnoliopsida; Poales; Poaceae
Source: the annotation of a GenBank genome assembly
AUGAUGAGAGGAAUCUUGAUGAAAUCAUGGCUGAUCGAAGGGCUGGAAGCGGAGCUUGAUGCAAGGGAUGUGAGGACUGGUGCAGCAGUUGAAAGGAAGUUGCCACGGAUGCUCCACGAUCAGGAUACAGAUGAGGAUAUGAAUUUCAGGCGUCCUAAAAGGCACAGGGCUAGUUUUAGACCACCAAGUGGACCAAGAACACCAAGAAGUGAUGAUGAUGGUGAUGGUGCCACUCCAAGUUCACCUGGAAGAUCUCAGCGUGGAAUGUACUCCGUGGAUGAAUUUGAUGAAGAAGAUGAGAUGAACAUGUACCGUGUCCAAGCUAACAAGUGUAGCCUGGAAAUAGACUACAAACAGUUUAUUUAUAUACAUCCAAACAUUGCCAUCUGGUUGGCGGAUGCACCUCAAUCAGUGCUUGAAGUUAUGGAGGAAGUUGCCAAAAAUGUUGUUUUUGAUCUCCACAAGAAUUAUAGGAACAUCCACCAAAAGAUCUAUGUCCGAAUAACGAACCUUCCUGUCUAUGAUCAAAUACGCAAUAUCAGGCAAAUCCAUCUGAACACAAUGAUUCGAAUUGGUGGUGUUGUUACUCGACGAUCUGGUGUAUUCCCUCAGUUGCAGCAGGUGAAGUAUGACUGUAGCAAAUGUGGAACUAUCCUGGGCCCUUUCUUCCAGAACUCCUACACUGAGGUGAAAGUCGGAUCAUGCCCUGAAUGCCAAUCCAAAGGGCCAUUCACAGUCAAUGUUGAGCAGACUAUAUAUAGGAACUACCAGAAACUCACUCUUCAGGAAAGCCCAGGAAUUGUUCCUGCUGGGCGGCUUCCCAGAUACAAGGAAGUAAUACUUCUGAAUGAUCUGAUUGACUGUGCUCGUCCAGGAGAGGAGAUUGAGGUCACUGGGAUAUACACAAAUAAUUUUGACUUGUCUUUGAAUACAAAGAAUGGUUUCCCUGUUUUCGCCACAGUGGUUGAGGCAAACUAUGUGGCAAAAAAGCAGGAUCUGUUUUCUGCAUACAAAUUAACUGACGAGGAUAAGGCAGAGAUUGAGAAGCUGUCGAAGGAUCCAAGGAUUGGAGAAAGGAUUGUCAAGUCAAUUGCACCAUCCAUUUACGGCCAUGAAGAUAUCAAGACUGCCAUUGCACUCGCUAUGUUUGGUGGACAAGAGAAGAAUGUGAAGGGAAAACAUCGCCUAAGAGGCGAUAUCAAUGUCCUCCUCCUGGGUGAUCCAGGCACUGCAAAAUCACAGUUUCUCAAGUAUGUGGAGAAAACAGGACACAGAGCAGUAUAUACAACUGGAAAAGGAGCCUCUGCUGUUGGUCUUACUGCUGCGGUUCACAAGGAUCCAGUAACACGAGAAUGGACACUUGAGGGAGGUGCACUAGUUCUUGCUGAUAGGGGCAUUUGCCUCAUUGACGAGUUUGACAAGAUGAAUGAUCAAGAUAGGGUAAGUAUUCAUGAAGCUAUGGAGCAACAAAGUAUCAGUAUAUCAAAAGCAGGAAUCGUCACAUCUCUUCAAGCUAGAUGCAGUGUUAUUGCUGCAGCAAACCCAGUAGGUGGAAGGUAUGAUUCAUCAAAGACAUUCACUCAGAAUGUUGAAUUGACAGAUCCCAUUAUUGCACGUUUUGACGUCCUCUGCGUGGUUAAGGAUAUUGUUGAUCCAUUUACAGAUGAAAUGCUUGCAAGGUUUGUUGUAGACAGUCACGCCAGAUCCCAACCCAAGGGGGCUAACCUUGAAGACAGGGUUUCAACCGAUGUGGAUGAUGAUCCACUGGCCGCUGCAAGACAAGCUGACCCAGAUGUCCUUUCCCAAGACAUGCUGAAGAAAUACAUAACUUAUGCUAAGCUGAAUGUAUUUCCCAAAAUACAUGAUGCCGAUCUAGAUAAGAUUAGCCAUGUUUAUGCUGAACUCCGUCGUGAAUCAUCUCAUGGCCAAGGGGUUCCUAUUGCAGUAAGGCAUAUAGAAUCAAUCAUCCGAAUGUCGGAGGCACAUGCAAGGAUGCAUCUGAGGAGCUACGUGUCUCAGGAAGAUGUUGACAUGGCCAUCCGUGUCUUGCUUGACUCUUUUAUUUCAACUCAGAAAUUCGGUGUGCAGAAAGCACUUCAAAAGAAUUUCCGGAAAUACAUGACAUUCAAGAAGGAUUACAACGAGCUGCUUCUGCUCCUUCUGCGGACACUGGUCAAGGAUGCCCUGCACUUUGAAGAGAUCAUGUCAGGAUCAACCUCGCACCUUACUCAUGUGGAGGUCAAAGUGGAGGACCUGAGAAACAAGGCCCAAGAAUACGAGAUCUACGAUCUGAAACCGUUCUUCUCCAGCGCACACUUCAGGGACAACAGCUUCGUUCUGGAUGAAGGGCGUGGGAUCAUCAGGCAUCCACUGGCGGAGUAA